Molecule: messenger RNA, 7706 nt
Organism: Mobula hypostoma (lesser devil ray)
Lineage: Eukaryota; Metazoa; Chordata; Chondrichthyes; Myliobatiformes; Myliobatidae
Gene: atp2a3
Product: ATPase sarcoplasmic/endoplasmic reticulum Ca2+ transporting 3
Exons: 20
Coding region: 192-3287 (1031 amino acids)
Biological process (GO): calcium ion transmembrane transport; intracellular calcium ion homeostasis
Cellular component (GO): membrane
Molecular function (GO): P-type calcium transporter activity; ATP binding; ATP hydrolysis activity
Source: RefSeq, a predicted model, not a curated record
GCUCGCCGAGCCAAACACACCUGCGGAUGCGCUGGGAGCGGGCGGAGCGCAGCGCCUGAGGUGGUUACCGCGCUGAUCAUCAGAGUCGCAGCGGGCUCGGGCUUGAGCAGCGCAACGCACCGGCACCGGCACCGCACCGCACGCAGGGCAAACGACCGCUGAGAGCCGCCGGGGUGCAGGGUGCAGGCAGCAUGGAGAAGGCGCACAGCAAGACGGUGGAAGAAGUUCUUGCCUACUUCGGCGUGAAUGAGAACACGGGUCUGAGCCCCGAGCAAGUGAGGCUGAAUCAGGAGCGCUGGGGGCUGAACGAACUGCCAGCGGAAGAAGGGAAGUCCCUAUGGGAACUUGUGUUGGAGCAGUUUGAAGAGCUUCUGGUGCGGAUCCUGUUGCUGGCUGCCUGUGUCUCAUUUGUCUUGGCUUGGUUUGAGGAAGAGAAGACCAUCACUGCUUUCGUGGAACCCUUCGUGAUCCUUCUGAUCCUGAUUGUGAAUGCUCUGGUUGGUGUGUGGCAGGAAAGGAAUGCGGAGAACGCCAUCGAGGCUCUCAAAGAGUAUGAACCCGAGAUGGGCAAGGUGUAUCGGAUGGACAGGAAGGCCGUGCAGAGAAUCAAGGCUCGAGACAUUGUGCCUGGAGACAUUGUCGAAAUUGCAGUUGGUGAUAAAGUUCCCGCUGACAUCAGGAUCAUCAGCAUCAAAUCCACAACACUGCGAGUGGACCAGUCAAUUCUCACAGGGGAAUCUGUCUCUGUCAUCAAACACAAUGACCCCGUGCCUGACCCACGGGCCGUAAACCAGGACAAGAAGAAUAUGCUGUUUUCGGGAACCAAUAUCGCGGCUGGGAAGGCGCUGGGUGUUGUGGUGGCCACAGCGGUCAACACGGAGAUUGGCAAGAUUCGCAACCAGAUGGCGUCCACCGGCUGUGAGAAGACUCCUCUCCAGCAGAAGCUUGAUGAGUUUGGCCAGCAGCUGUCCAAGGUGAUAUCUCUCAUCUGCGUGGCUGUGUGGGUCAUCAACAUUGGGCACUUCAAUGACCCCGUCCACGGAGGGUCCUGGGUACGUGGGGCCAUCUACUAUUUCAAGAUUGCAGUGGCCUUAGCAGUGGCUGCCAUUCCCGAGGGGCUGCCUGCUGUCAUCACUACCUGCCUGGCCCUGGGUACCCGGCGCAUGGCCAAGAAGAAUGCCAUCGUCAGGAGCCUUCCUUCCGUGGAGACGCUGGGCUGCACGUCAAUCAUCUGCUCCGACAAGACUGGCACGCUCACCACCAAUCAGAUGUCUGUCUGCAAGAUGUUUAUUGUCGAGUCGGUGAUGGGGACUAGCUGUAAUCUGCACGAGUUCAACAUCACGGGAUCGACCUAUGCCCCGGAAGGAGAAGUACUGAUGGGGGACAAGCCCAUUCAAACCAGUCAGUACGCUGGACUUGUCGAGCUGGCCACCAUCUGUGCACUGUGUAAUGACUCCUCCCUGGAUUACAAUGAAUCGAAGGGUAUUUAUGAGAAGGUUGGGGAAGCCACGGAAACAGCUCUGGUUUGCCUGGUGGAAAAGAUGAACGUUUUCAACACUGAUCUCAAUGGCAUCACUAAAGUAGAAAAAGCUACCUAUUGUAACAACACCAUCAAACAGCUGAUGAAGAAAGAAGUAACACUCGAAUUCUCCCGUGAUCGCAAGUCCAUGUCUGUUUACUGCUCUCCUGUCAAGCCCACAGAUGGAUCUGGUAACAAGAUGUUUGUGAAGGGGGCUCCUGAAGGAGUGAUUGAUCGUUGCAGUUAUGUCCGUUACGGCACCACCAGGGUGCCCCUGACCCCUCGAGUAAAGGAGAAGAUCCUGAGUGUGAUCAAGGAGUGGGGAACAGGACGGGAUACCCUCCGCUGUCUGGCUCUGGCAACGCGGGACAGCCCACCCAGGAGAGAGGACAUGGACCUGGAGGAACCCUCCAAAUUCAUCCAGUAUGAGACUGACCUCACCUUUGUUGGCUGUGUGGGCAUGUUGGACCCCCCAAGAAAGGAAGUGGUGGACUCCAUCCAGAUGUGUGAGAAGGCUGGUAUCCGAGUGAUCAUGAUCACAGGUGACAACAAGGGCACCGCCAUCGCCAUUUGCCGGCGGAUUGGAAUCUUUGGUGAGAAUGAGGACGUGUCCGAGAAGGCGUACACCGGCCGUGAGUUUGAUGACCUCUCCCUGGAGGAUCAACGGGAAGCCUGCCGCGCCACGCGCUGCUUCGCCCGGGUCGAGCCCUCGCACAAGUCGAAGAUCAUCGAGUACCUCCAGUCCUUUGACGAGAUCACAGCCAUGACUGGAGAUGGUGUUAAUGAUGCCCCUGCUCUAAAGAAGGCUGAAAUUGGGAUUGCAAUGGGCUCAGGAACUGCUGUGGCCAAGACGGCAUCAGAAAUGGUAUUGUCAGAUGACAACUUCUCCACCAUAGUGUCGGCAGUCGAGGAGGGUCGAGCUAUCUACAACAACAUGAAGCAGUUUAUUCGCUACCUCAUCUCCUCCAACGUGGGCGAAGUGGUCUGCAUUUUCCUCACGGCCAUCCUGGGCCUGCCGGAAGCGUUGAUCCCAGUCCAGCUGCUCUGGGUGAACUUAGUGACUGACGGCCUGCCUGCCACAGCCCUGGGCUUCAACCCUCCUGACCUGGAUAUCAUGAGCAAGCCACCCCGUAAUCCCAAGGAGUCGCUCAUCAGCGGCUGGCUCUUCUUCCGCUAUAUCGCCAUUGGAGUUUACGUCGGCCUUGCGACCGUUGGAGCAGCUACUUGGUGGUUCAUGUUCGAUGACAGCGGUCCACAGGUCACCUUCAACCAGCUGCGACAUUUCAUGCAGUGCACACCAGAUCACCCCCUCUACCAGGAGAUCGAGUGCUCCAUCUUCGAGUCGCGCAUCCCCACAACCAUGGCCCUGUCAGUGUUGGUGACCAUUGAGAUGUGCAAUGCCUUGAACAGCCUGUCUGAGAACCAGUCCUUAUUGAGGAUGCCACCAUGGGUGAACGUCUGGCUGCUGGGGACAAUCUGUCUGUCCAUGUCUCUGCACUUCCUCAUCCUCUACGUGGAACCAUUGCCUCUGAUCUUCCAAGUGACUGCUCUGACCUGGCCACAGUGGGUGGUGGUCCUGAAGAUCUCUCUGCCCGUCAUCUUACUGGACGAAUCACUCAAAUUUGUGUCCCGUAACUACAUAGAGGGUAAAGACCCUGUUGCAGUCUGUCCGAGCAAUAGUGGGCUUCCAGCAUACUUUGGGGACAUUUCCUGGCUCUUCGUUUUAGUCUCAGCACCUCUAAUCUGCUGGCUUUACUGUCUGCUUUAACCUCCAUGGACUGCUGCAGCGCUGACCAGAAGGAACUGGUUUCUUGAUACCAGCUUGCUUUUAUUUCUUGUGGGACUUGGUUACACUCUAUGUCUGUCCUGAGAGGAUGGCUUGGGCCCUACUGAAUGUGUUUCUGUUUGUGCGACGGUAUUGUCAGCGGAAGGGGAGGACAUUCAUGGCGAGUUCCAGGCCCAGGAUUAGCUGUGGAGCUUGAUCUAAUGCUAUUCCACAGUUGUGUUUAUUGCUGGUGUGUUGAAUGCUUUCAUUUAUCCAUAGAGCUACACAAUAGCUCGUUGUAAUCGGUCAGUGCAGUUUCCCCUGUUCCCCCAUCCUGCUCAAAGCAUUCAGUAACUAGCUCAAUGGAGCCAAUGACUCCACCUGUGCUUCUAGAAGCAAAUCAAACUGCCUGAACUCCAUGAGGCUUGGAGUGAGAUGACAACCCACUGGCUCAAACACUGACCUCUGGGUUUUUAAGAUCCAACCCAAAGCCCCUAAAUGGGUUCUGAGGGGCAGGAAUGUGUCAAACAGACUCUUUAAUUACACCAUCAAAAAAUCCUUUCUAAGCCCUGAAAUGGCACCAGCAAUAAAACUCCUACCUGGUUCAAAUACUCCCCCGCCAACCUUUCACGGGUGAAUAACUACAGUGAGAACUUUGACAUGUUGCCAGUGAAGGAUUAAUCAGUACCGGAGGCCUCGUUGUUCGGGAAAGUGGUGUCUGAUCAGGUUACUGUGUACAGUGAUGAAAGCCACAGUGCCCUGCCCGUCCUGCCCGUCCUGGCAAUGAACACUCAGUAUUGUCCUGUGCUGGAGUCCAGCCCCUGGGCAUCACUGAGUAACAAGGUCCGCAGAUCCUAUUGAGUCAAGGACUGGAUGACAUGACCCAUGAAACAAUACUCGAGUAAAUCUCUCGGCAAAUGUGUUCCAUUUUCUGGGGCUCCUAUGAGAUACCAGCAGGGAUAGGGACUGAUAUGGUAUUGGUGUUCAUUUCAUUGCCGGUCCUCCUCUCACUCCAACACUGCCUCUGAAUUGGCUUCUGCACUGAUCUGCUCUUCCCUGGGAUUGGCAGAGUUUUCGCCCUGGAGCAGUGCGAGGGGUGGAGGAACCCGGGGUUGUUCUGUGGGACCAAGGGGAGGGUAGUGUGAAGCUUUCGCCCUGGAGCAGUGCGAGGGGUGGAGGAACCCGGGGUUGUUCUGUGGGACCAAGGGGAGGGUAGUGUGAAGCACCAGCUGGUUUAUUUCCACACGGUAACUGUAAAUGAUUGGGGUGAGGAACUUUGGAGAUCUCGGGCACUGCAAAGGGGACCAUCCUGUACACAGACCCCAGCCUCUUUCUGCCAGUGCAGUUGAUGCAGGUGCUUUCUGUUGGAAAAGGACCAUAACCAAGAAAUCUCUGCUGUAGACACCUUGGCUCGUGUCAAUUCCAGCCCCAGCUUUGAACACUUUCCCCGUGGAAUCUCAGUCCUUACUCCUUUGGAGGAGCAUUGUGGGCGAACAUCAGCCCUCGGCUUUGAUGGAUAGGUGGCCCCCUCCUGAUGAAUCCCAUCCUCUCCUGGCCUCACUACACAGCCCUAUACACAAACCGUUGAACCCCACUGCUAUUCCGAACAAACUGCUUUACAGCGUUGUUUCAUCUGCGCCACACCUGCUGAUAACAAUUGGUAAAGCAACAGCGGACCAACCCAAGGAGAAUAUUGACCCAUCCCAUUUGUUGGAUGUUGGCACCACUGGCAAGGUCAGCAUAGAAUGCCUAUCCCUAGUUGCCCUUGAUAAGGUAGAAGUGAUCCAGCACCUUGAACCACUGUGUGGUAAUGGUGCUCCCACUGUUCAGUUCCAGGGUUUAGAUCCAGUGAUGUGUUUCCUAAUCAGGCCGAUGUGUAGUUAGUGUAUCUAAAAUCUGAGGAAGGUGAGAGCACUAAUGUUCUCUCCGAGGAGAGCUAACUAUUGGAGUGUCGUAACAUGUCCUAACAGUGUCAGUGUGCAGUGGAUACAUAGCAAGGGCUUUCAUGAUGUGUGUCCCAAGAGCUCACUGUGAGUGGAUGACAGGGUGUGGGAUGCAGGUGCAAAUGUCCUGACUGUUGGCCGAUUAUCAGGAAUGAUCUACUUCCAAAGUUAGCAACACUGUCAGCAUCCAUUGAGAGCGUCAGAAUUGAAACAUUGGUUAACCUCAUCUGGGGCUGUUUAACUCAGUCAGGAGCUAUCAAGGGUCCCUGAGUGUAGAAUCACGGGAUGACAAAAGGCAUGCUGAGCUAUCUCACCCUCCUGUUUCCACACAGUAGUGAGUCUGAGUAAAUGGGUAAGCCGUCCUCCCUCACUGGGAGUUUGGUAGAGUUGAAGCGGGCAAUGUGUUACUGAUGUCAGAGUUGGAGAAACACUCGUGGUAAUUUUAUUACCAUCAAUAUCAACAAAUAAUGAACUCAUCCUGAAGAAGGUUGUGAACCUGUGUGAAUUAGUAGUACAGCUGUCAUGUAAUACACAAUAUUAUUUUUAAAAAAAGACUCCAAAAAGAAGGACAGAAACAAGAAGUUUAUUUGAUCGGCUGAGAAGCCAGGAAGAUGGGCACUGACUGGAGGGCGAGUCAGCCUGGCCUGCAGUGUUCCAUUCUGGGUACCAGAUGUACUAAAUACAGAGACUCUGCUUCCUGUACUUCAGACCCUCUUUCUCAGAUAUUUCCAAGAAUCCCCACUGUGCUCUCAGCAGUCAUUGCAAAAAGUGUCUACAGACUAAAACUUCUGAUUUUAAUCUGAUUAUCAAUUUCCUCACUCCUUUAGUUCCAUUAGGCAUUUCACCGCUGGCCCUGACAGGUUAGAGAAUCUAAUCCUUGCAAAGUGUGGAAUCAUCGGCCUAUUUGUGUGAAGGGCUUCACCUUUCGGCAACGAGAAGUUGUGCCUUUCAAAGCAGUAUUCCCCAAGACAGGGAACUCCAAGACAGAGAGUGAAUUGUACCUGUGGUGGAGAGGUGGCAGAUAGCUCUCUGCUUGACAUUGAAGAACAAGGAGGAAGAUAAAAACAUUAGAGUCUUGUUAGUUGGUUGUAAUUAAUCAGAAUCAGGUUUAAUAUCACCGGUAUAUGUCAUGAAAUUUGUUGUUUUGCAGCAGCAGUAGAAAUCCGAUGGUAGAGGGGAAGAUGCUGUUUCUGAAAUGUUGAGUGUGUAUCUUCAGGCUCCUGCACCUCCUCUUUGAUGACAGCAAUGAGAAGAGGGCAUGCCCUGGGUGAUGGGAGUCCUUAGUGAUGAAUGCCUCCUUUUUGAGACAUUGCUCCUUGAAGGUGCCCCUGGGCACCUUGGACACCAUCCAAGCAGUUUGGACUAAGUAAAUUCACACAAUACUGCAGAUGCUGGAAUCUGGAGCAACAAACUACCUGUUGGAAGAACUCAGGGGGUUGAGCAGCACCUGGGAGUGGGGAGGAAGGAAUUGUCAACAUUUUGGAUUGAAGCCCUGCUUCAGGACUGAGCUGAAAUGUCAGCAAUUCAUUCUGGCCCCCGCCCCACCCCACAAAUGAUGCUAGGCCACUGCCUUCCUCCAGCAGAUUACCUGUUGCUCCAGUUCAGACUAAAACUUUUUAUUUCCUUUGGCAAACGUUUCCUGGAUCCAUAGAGGAGACCCAGGAGAGCCUGAGCACAUGGUGAUACUCCAAAUUCCACUCAAGGUGCCCCUGCCCCUGUGUUCUUCACAGGUACUGGAGAGCCGACUCCUGAGAGAUUACUGGUUAGGGAAUUACUUUGUCCUUGUGGGAGGUGGGAUUGGCUGCUCCAGUACUGAAUGGUCUCCAAAACACAUUGCCAUCUUGGUCAACAAAUCAGCUCAACCAAGGUUCUUGGAAACAUCUGUGGGCUAGACCAUCUCAUCUUGCUCAACUCAGAGAAAUGUGUGCUAUGUUUGGAGUAUGUACGAUAUUCUGUGGAACAAUGGGGAUGUUUAUUUUCUCCCUGUGAAUGUCCAGUGUGGUUUAAGAUAAGGCUGAGCCUAGAAUCACAUCAUUGGUUACUUAUUCUUAUUCAAAAUUCUAAUUAUGUUUGACUUCCGUCACAAGUCGGAGGUUAUUUUCCCAGCUGCAUCUUUCCCCUGACCUCCUUCUCUUACUCCUUGUAUUUUUCCCUCCCUCUCCUCACCUUUCCCUCUCUUCCCACUCUUCCCUUCUCCAUCUCCACCUCUUAUCUUCCUUCUCCUUCCCUUUGCUCCCUCUAUCUCUCCUGACCCCUGGCUGUGGUUUUGGGCCAUGCUGCUAACUUGCAUGUGAAGCAUUACAAAAUGUUGCCAACAAUGUCUUCUCAUAACAGUGCUAUUUUUCUAACAAAAUUUAAAUUAAACAAAAAAGUUUUUUUUUAGAAAAGAAAAAUAUUUAUUGAAGCCUCAACGCUGUAACCUUUGUUAUCACUUUGCAUGUGUUGCUUAUCUAAAAUAAAAGACUUUCUUCAUCCUGUA